CUUGGCCAAACGGGAAGUCCGAACUCCGAACUCCAUAGAACAUACCAUUUCCUCACAUCGACAUGAUUCAAGCACAUGCUUAACUACAGGUCCCUCAAUCUACAAUCUACAGAGGACCGAAAUUCCUAACGAGAAUCAGCGAUUCACUUCUGCUAGUGUUCACAAACGCGGAACUAUCAGUUUUUCCCCAUUCAAGCUCCCGACAUCGGUUUAUGCGGAGCUAGCUAUGGAGAUGGAAUAUUUCCCGGAGGCAAUGCCGGAAGAAGAAAGCUGUUCUUUUGAUGAAAAUAAUGACGAUUAUUCGAGUUUGGACGGUGAAAGAUGUGGGAUAUGUAUGGAUGUUGUCAUUGACAGAGGAGUUCUAGACUGCUGUCAACACUG
Molecule: messenger RNA, 381 nt
Organism: Nicotiana tabacum (common tobacco)
Lineage: Eukaryota; Viridiplantae; Streptophyta; Magnoliopsida; Solanales; Solanaceae
Source: RefSeq, a predicted model, not a curated record